This is a messenger RNA of Clupea harengus (Atlantic herring), 4671 nucleotides long. RefSeq names its product solute carrier family 40 member 1 (gene slc40a1). Gene Ontology annotation, molecular function: peptide hormone binding; iron ion transmembrane transporter activity. Gene Ontology annotation, biological process: iron ion transmembrane transport. Gene Ontology annotation, cellular component: basolateral plasma membrane. The record is from RefSeq and is a predicted model, not a curated record. Lineage: Eukaryota; Metazoa; Chordata; Actinopteri; Clupeiformes; Clupeidae.
AAGUCACGUGAUCUGACGAGGCUCGUAGUGCUGAUAAAGGUGCUGUGACCAGCGCUGUCAUAGACACAGCAGAGCAGCAUAUCGCUGUUGGGAGAAGGCGCUUGAAGCCGUGCAGUAUUGUUAGAGUAAAUCUCUCCGGAUAAAUUAUUUCUUUCCAACUUCAGCUACAGUGUUAGCUAAGUUUGGAAGGGGAAACGGAGAAAGCAAGUUUUGAUCGCAAAAAAAUAUUAACCAGGGAUUACUAGGCAAGCACGGAGCAACAUCAUCUACCCAGCUGGUCAAAACAAGAGAAUUAGGCUAACGUUACAAUGGAAAACACUGGAUCGAAGAAACGUUGUUGUGGAUCUGUUCUCGAUUUCUUUACGUCUGCAAAGUUCCUUAUUUACCUCGGGCACGCUUUGUCAACAUGGGGAGAUCGCAUGUGGAAUUUCGCCGUUGCCAUUUUCUUGGUGGAACUUUACGGCAACAGUUUACUUCUGACUGCUGUGUAUGGGCUGGUAGUCGCGGGAUCGGUACUGUUGCUUGGCGCCAUCAUUGGCGACUGGGUGGACAAAAACCCACGACUCAAAGUGGCUCAGACCUCCCUGGUUAUCCAGAAUUCAGCUGUCAUACUGUGUGGCAUUCUCCUUAUGGUGGUUUUCCAGUUCAAAGAACAGCUCACUGAACUCUACAAUGGAUGGCUGUUGACAACCUGCUACAUCAUGGUCAUCAGCAUUGCCAACAUUGCCAACCUUGCCAGCACAGCCACCUCUAUUGCCAUCCAGAGAGAUUGGGUCGUGGUCGUGGCCGGCGAGGACCGCAACAAACUGGCAGAUAUGAACGCCACCGUGAGGAUCAUCGACCAGCUGACCAACAUCCUAGCUCCCAUGCUGGUCGGGCAAAUCAUGGCAUUCGGCUCUCAUUUCAUUGGCUGCGGCUUCAUCUCUGGCUGGAACUUGUGCUCCAUGUGUCUGGAGUACUGCCUGUUGUGGAAGGUGUACCAGAAGACACCUGCUCUGGCCAUCAAGAGCGGGCAGAAAGAGACCGAUCAGGAGAUGAAACAGCUGAACAGCCAGAAAGAAAUGGAGAACGGACUGAGCCCAGCUGAAGGUUCUCAGCUGAUGAAGGAGGCAGCUGUAGUGAAGACCGAGACGGAGAAACCAGCCGGUUGCUGCUACCAGAUGGCUGAACCUUUGCGCACCUUCCGAGAUGGAUGGGUGGCCUACUAUAAUCAGUCCAUCUUCUUCGCUGGCAUGGCUCUGGCCUUCCUUUACAUGACUGUGCUGGGCUUCGACUGCAUCACCACUGGCUAUGCCUACACCCAGGGCCUGAACGGCUCCAUCCUGAGCCUCCUCAUGGGUGCCUCCGCCAUCACCGGGAUCUUCGGGACAGUGGCCUUUACCUGGAUCCGGAAAAAGUGUGGGCUGAUCCGCACUGGCUUCCUGUCGGGAAUGGUGCAGCUCUCGUGCCUCAUGCUGUGCGUCGUCUCCGUCUUCACACCCGGCAGCCCCUUUGACCUGACCGUCUCGCCGUUCAAGGACAUCCUCAGCCACCUGUUUGGGGACAGCGGUUCCCUCCCAGAAGGUCCCAUGCCCAGCAUCCCCCCUAUAGACAACUUGUCCAACAGCUCCACGAUGGUGUUCGAGGAGUCACCCCAAGUCGAGUCUUACUUGUCUGUCAGUCUCCUCUUUGCAGGAGUCAUUGCUGCUAGAGUUGGUUUAUGGUCAUUCGACUUGACCGUUACCCAACUCAUCCAAGAGAAUGUGAUCGAGUCCGAGCGAGGAGUCAUCAACGGCGUCCAGAACUCCAUGAACUAUCUCCUGGACCUCGUGCACUUCAUCAUGGUCAUCCUGGCGCCCAACCCGGAGGCCUUCGGCCUACUGGUCAUCAUCUCCGUCUCCUUUGUCGCCAUGGGGCACAUGAUGUACUUCAGGUUUGCCUACAAAAGCCUUGGGAGUCGCCUCCUCCUCUGCUGCUCCCCUGAGCAGAAGGAGGAAGCCAACAGUCCCUCACUUCCCACAGUCGUGUAACUGAUUAAAGAGACCCUAUCCCUAGCCAGAGUGUUAUCUGCUUUGCACAUAUACCGCGUGCCCCCAGCCUAUGGGGACCAAUUCCAGUCUUUAGCUAACAUACUUGCUUCUUUAGCAGUUGCUGAUGCCUAUGUAUAUCUAUGCGUAUUUUAACCCCUGGAGCAUUGCCCUGACUAUAGCAGAUAGCAGUGGCGGUAGGUAUCAAUAGUCAUUAGCGGAGAUAGCAGAGCAGAGAACGGUCAGAGGCCCUGGACAAGAGCUGCGCUGGGUCGGUCUGAUGAGCAACUGGAAGGGUAGCCUUGAACUGAAGAUGACCAGCUGCACUCUCCUCUCCUUUCAGCCAAGCCUGUGCUGUUGUGUAACCCGGAGGAAAAAAAAAGAAGAAGAAAUAUCUAAGAUUGAGGGAGAAGGCGACUAGGCCUAGUAGUGCAGUGCUAAAUUGUAGUGCUCUCAUGUAUUUUGGCGGGUUGUAAAAGAUCCUAAUCCACACGUCAUCUGAGCUCCAGAUCAGUACAGGGAAUUUUCAUUUUUGGGUGCUAUUAGCUGUGUAGCUAUGGGUGUUAUUUCCUGUGUUCAGUUACUAUAGCAUGUUAAGCUAUAUAUACUAUCUACACUUGAAUUUAUUUUUCCCCAUGUUGCUUGAGGUCAGGGAUACAGUCUCUUUAAUCUGUGGUUAUAAGGGUUAUGCAAAACACUCAUUCAGGAAUCCAGGAGGAUGAACUUGUAUGUUUGAGUAUAGUAAGCCUAUAUAUUCCGUCAGUAUUCUACAUCUUUGCCUUGGUGGUGCUUACGUGUUAGCCAUUGCUAUGCAUUCUCUUUAAAGACAUUUUCAUAUUACCAAAGCAAACUUUUAGGUGGAAGUGAGGGAAUAACAUUGCUGUUGUAUGUGAAUACAUUCCAAAUUUUUUUGUGAUGGUGGUGAUCAUGGUGAUGUUUUGUUCAUGUUGGCACAAGUACAUCAAUCAAAUUCCCCAGCGGCUGUAUCAGCAGACAGCUUUUACAGUCUAAGUUAGCAUACCAUCUAUUUGAUUUUAAGUUGAUUUUUUUGUCUAAUUUUCUUCAAAAGGAAAUCAACGCCGUGAUUGUGAUUGUUACACAGGCACUUUAUGCGAUUCCUCAGUGGAUGAAACAGAAACCCCCUCAUGAGGCACAUUUCAGGCAUAUUCUCAAAACAUAUUUGCACAAGGUCUGAGAUACUGCCUUUCUUCUCUCUAUCUCUCUCUCUCUCGGAGUUCAAACCUCCUGAAAUCCUAUUGUUUCCAAAGGUGGUCCUCCACCGCAUACCACCUGACCUAUACCGAUCCAUAAACAGCCUCGUGUUUUACCCACUUCAUCCCCCUAAGGCACACACAUCAGCAAAAAUGAAACUCAGAACCAGAUGCCUGCGUACGGAAUCUGACCCACCCUGUCCUGUAGAUUUUAGGUUAAGUACCUCUUUUCCUCUUCCAUGGUAUACCUCAAACACCCAGCCUUUAACACCAGUGCUUCUGUUCUGGUCUGCCAUGUUGUGGUGCUGACAUCAUUACAUUUACAUUACAUUUAGUCAUUUAGCAGACGCUUUUAUCCAAAGCGACUUACAUAUGUGCGACUUACAAUGUAUACACAUUUUACAUCAUGGACACUGGGAGCCUGCUCUAAUAAACCCGCAGGGGGGGUACCAGUGUGCCUGUAUGGUGUCAGCUAUGGUUGUAUGAACAGGAUGGCUCACACAAAAAUAAUAUGAAGUUAAACUGAAGUAAUGUUGAGGUUGGACUGAGAGUGGGCAGCCUUGCCAUGUGCUCAGCACAAGGAGGUUAUUGUGUGGGGAUCGCAGCAGACGGCUGGAAGAUCAGGUGGGAUGGUCCUCCAGUGGUGAUUUGUUGACUUUUUGUGGGUUUCGUUGAAAUGCAGCUGGUUCGUAAAGUCGGCCUCCCUCCACUUUGAAAAGCAAAUGCCAGAACUGUCAGUGUUGAUGUUGGCAAUUGGUUUGACUUCAAAUGUUGAGUAAGCACAUUUGCAAGAACAGGGCACUGAAUACUUGAGUUCUUUUUUGUGCUGGAGUGGUUUGAGGGCGUAUUCUUUGUAAUAGACGAUUUUUUUUUUCAGACAAACUAACAGUUGGUUAAUCCAUCAAUACUACUUUGUGAACUGUAUUGGUUACUAUUUUUGUACGUCUGUCACUGUCAGAUCAUGCAGUCAUGUUGUUGGUUUUAAAUGUUUGUAACUUUUUGUAUUUUAAAAUGUUUUGUACACUAGUGGUAACUGUUCAUUUUACAAUGAGUAAGGUAGUUUGUAAUUUUCUCACUCUGAUUUUCUUUUCUUUUUGUUUUAAACAAAAAUCACGUGAAUAUACCUGUAAUUCAUCAUGCUGUCGGAACACGGUAGAAUGGAGAAGAAUCGAUUGUAAUGAACAAAAGAGUAAUUUACAGAGCAAAAAGGUCUGUACAUUGAAUAGUUUUUGUAAUCAUUGUUUGAAUUGCUGUGUUCGCCCCAUUUCUCUGAGACACAGGGGGCCAGCACAGCUGCCACCCCAUACGGAGGAAGAAAAUAUGGCCAAAAAUUGACUGCAUGUGCAUUUUGAUAUAUUUAAGAAAACCGAAAAAACUUUCUUGAAAUUGCAUGUUAAUGUGUAAAUGAGAUGAUGAUGAUGACAACAGUUAUAAUAAAACAAACACAAAACAAA